Molecule: messenger RNA, 984 nt
Organism: Oryzias melastigma (Indian medaka)
Lineage: Eukaryota; Metazoa; Chordata; Actinopteri; Beloniformes; Adrianichthyidae
Product: trace amine-associated receptor 13c-like
Exons: 2
Coding region: 1-984 (327 amino acids)
Biological process (GO): G protein-coupled receptor signaling pathway
Cellular component (GO): membrane
Molecular function (GO): trace-amine receptor activity
Source: RefSeq, a predicted model, not a curated record
AUGGAGCUGCAAGUAGAAGUAGACCUCUGCUUCCCACUACUCUCAAACUCCUCAUGCAGGAAGCCCAAAUCUGCUUUGUCUGAAGCUGCACUCCUCCGCUUCCUUCUGUUCUCCUUCUCGGUUAUAACUGUGGCUCUAAACCUGCUGGUCAUCAUCGCAGUCUCUCACUUCAGGCAGCUCCACACUCCCACUAACACCCUCCUCCUCUCUCUGGCUGUUUCGGACUUCCUCGUGGGUCUCCUGCUAAUGCCAGGAGAAAUCCUCAGAAACACCGCCUGCUGGUUACUGGGCGAUCUCAUGUGCUCUCUGUAUAACUAUGUUUCAUACAUAAUUACCUCUACUUCAGUAGGAGACAUGGUUCUCAUUUCAGUCGAUCGCUACGUGGCGAUCUGUGACCCUCUGCAUUAUCCAAGCAGAGUGACUGAAAGAAAAGUUAAAGUGUGUGUGUGUCUGUGCUGGCUCUGCUCUGCUCUCUACAACAGUGGAAUAGUGAUGAGUGAUCUCACACAUCCGGGAAGGUUCAAUUCCUGUCAUGGAGAAUGUGUGAUUUUUGUCGACAGCAUUAUAGGAACUCUCGACAUUGUCAUAACCUUUAUUGCUCCAGUUUUUGUGAUCGUGGUUCUGUACAUGAGAGUGUUUGUGGUGGCCGUGUCUCAGGCUCGUGCCAUGCGUUCUCAUGUUACAGCCGUCACACUGCAGCUCUCUGUGGCUACAAAGAAAUCGGAGCUGAAAGCAGCCAGGACUCUGGGAGUUCUGAUGCUCGUCUUUUUGAGCUGUUUCUGCCCGUAUUACUGUGUUUCUCUGGCAGGUGAUGAGCUGCUCAGCGACUCUUCUGCAUCAUAUUCACUCUUUCUGUUUUACUUGAACUCCACUCUGAACCCAGUGAUUUAUGCAAUGUUUUACCCCUGGUUUAGAAAAGCAGUGAACCUCAUUGUUACCCUGCAGAUCCUGCAGCCUGGCUCUUCUGAAGUAAGCAUUCACUGA